CCCGGUGGAACGCAGUAUAUGAAGUGAGGGAGACCAGUGCUCGGCAUCUCAUCUGCUGCAUCAUUUAAGAGGCUCGAAACAGAGCACCAUUCUUCGCAUCCAACUGCCUCCGCCUGAAUCCAACAGAAAACAAGAGCAUGUCUUGUGACGUGGUGGACGCCGCCAUGGGUCGACCGGUCGGUGGGAGCGAGUACACUUGGUGCAGAGCUGUUCCCGGCGGCACCGGCAUCGCCGUCCUGGCCUUCCUCCUCUCCAAGCCCCCUCUUCUCUCUCGCCUCCAAACUGCCCUUCACAAACUCCAAAAUACCCAUCCCAUCCUCAACUCCACCCUCCAUUUCAACCCUAACGCUUCAUCCUUCUCCUUCCUUACCUCUCCCGCCACUCCCUCCCUCGUCGUCCAAUCUUUUGAUCUUUCCGCCACUUCCACGCUCCUUGUUUCCGGCCAUGACUCCGCUGUUUCUCCCUUCCACCAAAUCCUCGAACACCACCUGAAUCACGACUCUUGGGGCCACCUCCAUCUCUCCCACACCAACGUUCCCGUCUUGUUUGCAAGCAUUUACGAGCUUCCCGACGAAACCUGGGCGGUUGUUCUUCGGCUUCAUGUCGCCGCCUGUGACCGGACGACGGCGGCCUCACUUCUGAGGGAGUUGCUUCCGCUGACGAUGGAGGAGGAUGAGGGAGGCGAAGGGAGGAAGAAGGAGUGCUCAGAGUUAUCAAUGGCGAUAGAGGAGCUGAUGCCUAGCGGGGAGGGGAAAAAAGGAGUGUGGGCACGUGGGAUGGACAUCCUUGCUUACUCUCUCAACUCUGUGAGGCUGACAAAUCUGAAAUUUGAGGACACGAAAAGCAGGAGGCGUUCGCAGGUGGUGAGAUUGCAGCUGAACAAGAACGAGACGGACAGAGUUUUAGCUGGAUGCAGGAAGAGGGGGAUAAAACUGUGCGGGGCUUUGACGGCAGCGGGAUUGAUGGCGGCACACGGCGGCAAGAAGAGUGGCAAGAAGUAUGGGGUGGUCACUCUUAUCGAUUGCCGUUCCAAUCUUCAUCCUCCACUCUCUUCUCGCGAUUUCGGGUUUUAUCACUCUGCCAUUCUCAACACCCACGAAAUGGAGGGAGGGGAAGACAGCCUGUGGGACGUGGCAGAACGAGCCUACGAAGCACUCUCAAACUCCAAGAAGAGCAACAAGCACUUGUCAGACAUGGCGGACCUGAACUUGCUGAUGCGGAAGGCCAUGGACAACCCCGGCCUGACGUCGUCGUCUUCCUUGAGAACAUCCAUCAUGUCGGUGUUUGAGGACACCGUGAUCGACAACGUCGACGAUGGCGGAGGCGAGAUGCAGCGAGAGGUGGGGUUGGAAGACUUCGUGGGGUGUGCCUCUGUUCAUGGGGUGGGCCCAUCCAUUGCCAUGUUCGACACCAUCAGGAACGGCCACUUGGACUGCGUCAGCGUGUACCCUUCGCCCUUGCACUCCAGACAACAAAUGCAACAGUUUGUUGCUUCCAUGAAGGCUAUCCUGAUCCAUGGUGGACAAUUAUGAAUGACUGUGUAUGGUCUGUUCUUCUUGAUUUGUGUGCUUACGUCCACGUAAGGCAAUCCUUGCGUCCACGGCCACGCAGCUUGUAGUGGUAGGUGAUCAUCGCGCUUGGAUCUCUGCCUGAUCAUGUCUCUCGAAAGUACAUACUAUUUGUUUGCACUAUAUUAAUUAGACGAGCAUUGUAUUUUACGAAUUCAUAGCUUCCCUUUUUAA
Molecule: messenger RNA, 1742 nt
Organism: Prosopis cineraria
Lineage: Eukaryota; Viridiplantae; Streptophyta; Magnoliopsida; Fabales; Fabaceae
Exons: 3
Coding region: 138-1532 (464 amino acids)
Source: RefSeq, a predicted model, not a curated record